AUGGCUGAAAAUUGGAGGGAAGUUGUUUUUGCUGCCAAAAUACAUGAAGGCACAACAAGAGAGUCGCCCUUUACCUACACCAACAGCAAUAACUCCAGAGAUCCUUUUGAGGGUCCGAAUUACCACAUCGCUCCCCGAUGGGUGUACAAUCUCUCCACAAUGUGGAUGAUCUUUGUGGUCAUCGCCUCCACCUUCACCAACGGACUGGUGCUGGUGGCCACAGCCAAGUUCAAGAAGCUCCGCCAUCCGCUCAACUGGAUCUUGGUGAAUCUGGCAGUGGCAGACCUUGGUGAGACCCUCAUUGCCAGCACCAUCAGUGUCGUCAACCAAAUCUUUGGAUACUUCAUCCUGGGACACCCAAUGUGCGUUCUUGAAGGCUACACUGUCUCCAGCUGUGAUAUUACUGCACUGUGGUCCCUGACUGUCAUCUCUUGGGAAAGAUGGGUGGUUGUCUGCAAACCUUUUGGAAACAUCGGAUUUAAUGGCCGUUGGGCGUCAGUUGGUAUAGUUUCCUCUUGGACGUGGUCCAUCAUAUGGUGUUCACCGCCAGUCUUCGGCUGGAGCAGAUUUUGGCCUCACGGUCUCAAGACCUCCUGUGGACCUGACGUGUUCAGCGGCAACGAGGAUCCAGGAGUUCUGUCCUACAUGAUUGUACUCAUGAUUACCUGCUGUAUUAUUCCACUUGGCAUCAUCAUCCUUUGCUACAUUGCCGUCUGGAUGGCCAUCCGUGCUGUUGCACAGCAGCAGAAAGACUCUGAAUCAACGCAAAAGGCUGAGAAGGAAGUCUCCAGAAUGGUGGUUGUCAUGAUCGUUGCUUACUGUGUCUGCUGGGGACCAUACACAUUCUUUGCCUGCUUUGCUGCAGCCAACCCUGGAUAUGCCUUCCACCCCCUGGCUGCAGCGUUACCCGCCUACUUUGCCAAGAGCGCCACCAUCUAUAACCCCAUCAUUUAUGUCUUCAUGAACCGACAGUUCCGCACCUGCAUCAUGCAGCUGUUUGGCAGGACGAUGGAAGAAGGUUCUGAAGUGUCCCCAUCCAGGACUGAGGCCUCAUCUAUGGCUCCUGCUUAAACCUGCUUUAACAAUCCA
Messenger RNA from Scleropages formosus (Asian bonytongue), 1089 nucleotides. Its product is annotated as red-sensitive opsin-like. Gene Ontology annotation, cellular component: membrane. The record is from RefSeq and is a predicted model, not a curated record. Gene Ontology annotation, biological process: G protein-coupled receptor signaling pathway; visual perception; phototransduction. The transcript has 6 exons. Lineage: Eukaryota; Metazoa; Chordata; Actinopteri; Osteoglossiformes; Osteoglossidae. Bases 1 to 1071 code for a protein of 356 amino acids. Gene Ontology annotation, molecular function: G protein-coupled receptor activity.